CUGCAAGAUGGAGAGUGAACAUACUCGGUGGCCAGCUGGGGCCAGGGUCGAAGUCCAGCCGCCGGAGGUCUUGAGUCAGGACGGUCCCUGGGGACAGUGCUAUCAGGAGGGACAUCGGAGACUGGAGGAGCCGGAGUGCCGAGCCCCAGAGGGUGCACCCGCCCCUAGUAGCUCUCCGCAGCCGCCAAGCUGGAGCUGGACGUGAAGACCGGGAGCGCCGGGCCCGCGGCUGCGGCACAGAGGCUCCACCAGGCGGAGACCCGGGCGGAGAGCGAGCAGGCCACGGUGGCUUCCCGGCGGAGUGGCCGGGCCAGGAGCGUGCUGCGCUGGUUCUCCACCGCGGUCCUGUUUGCCGCCUUCCUGGGGCUGGGAAUUAGUGUUGCUAUCCUGGGACCCACAUUUCAAGACCUGGCAGAGAAUGUCAGCAGAAACAUCAGCAGCCUGUCUCUGAUUUUCGUGGGCCGUGCCACUGGGUUCUUGUGUGGCACCAUGAUUGGCGGGGUUCUCUUUGACCACAUAAAUCAAUUCUUUCUUAUGGGAGCCUCAAUGGUGGCAACUGCAGCGGGACUUUAUCUCAUCCCGUUCUGCAAGACAGCAGUCUUAUUGAUCAUCACCAUGUCUGUCUUUGGAGCUUCCGUUGGUGUUGUGGAUACAGGUGCAAAUGUCCUCAUCUUGGAUCUCUGGGGGGACAAAGGAGCCCCACAAAUGCAGGCCUUGCACUUCAGUUUCGCCUUGGGUGCCUUUCUGGCUCCCCUGCUGGCUAAAUUGGCCUGGGGUACAACAGCACCUGCUCAGAACCACACCGAGUCCGACCUUGACCCUCUGAUGCUGAACCGAUCCUCCAAAGGCGCCUCAGACUCCGUGUUUGCGGUACCCGAUGACAUGAAUCUGCUGUGGGCAUAUGCUUCCAACGGCACCUAUAUUUUAGUAGUUUCUGUCUUUCUGUUUGGUCUGUUUUGUAAGAAACAUUCAAGGCAGAAAAAAACCAGAGCAUCUACUGAGGGAGCUCGAAGGGCUAAAUAUCACAGGGCCCUGCUAUGCCUCCUCUUCCUCUUCUUCUUCUUCUAUGUGGGAGCUGAGAUAACAUACGGCUCCUACGUAUUCUCCUUCGCUACCACCCAUGUUGGCAUGGAAGAGAGCGAGGCAGCUGGCUUGAACUCAGUCUUCUGGGGAGCCUUUGCAGCCUGCAGGGGCCUGGCCAUCUUCUUUGCGACAUUCUUACAGCCUGGAACCAUGAUCGUGCUGAGCAACAUUGGCAGCCUGGUCUCAUGUUUCUUUCUGGUGCUUUUUGACAAGAGCCCUCUUUGUCUCUGGAUCGCGACUUCUGUGUAUGGAGCCUCAAUGGCAGCCACGUUUCCCAGCGGCAUCUCCUGGAUUGAGCAGUACACCACCUUAACUGGGAAAUCUGCAGCAUUCUUUGUAAUUGGCGCUGCCCUGGGAGAUAUGGCCAUUCCUGCGGUGAUCGGAAUUCUUCAGGGACACUACCCAGAUCUGCCAGUAAUUCUGUACACAUGUCUGGGCUCAGCCAUAUUCACAGCUGUUUUAUUUCCUGUGAUGUAUAAAUUAGCUACCUUGCCCCUGAAGAGAGAGGACCAGAAAGCUUUGCCCACUAGUUCUAGACUGUGAGGAAGAGACUACAUGAGAACCUAAAAAAAAAAAAAAAAAAAAAAGGAA
This is a messenger RNA of Mus caroli (Ryukyu mouse), 1674 nucleotides long. Its product is annotated as sodium-dependent glucose transporter 1A. The record is from RefSeq and is a predicted model, not a curated record. NCBI's taxonomy places the organism in Eukaryota, Metazoa, Chordata, Mammalia, Rodentia, Muridae. Gene Ontology annotation, molecular function: D-glucose transmembrane transporter activity.